GCCGUCUCACUUGUCAUUCGCUUACCUUCUAACCCGCAAAAUUCUAUUUCACUUUUUGGUUUUAGAUUCAAACGAUCUGGGUUUAUUUGAAAGAAGCGAAAAAUCAUUUUAAUAAAUUGAGCAGACGAUCCCGAACUGCGCACACGAUUAGUGAACCUGAGAACUAUCGCCAAACUGGACAGUGGAUAUCAUACCAUUGACAUUUGCCAUAGACAUUUAAUUCUCCGUCGUCGACAAAUUGACCUGAUUUUUCCUUUUGUAGACAAUUUUUUUCCCUUUUCAUUAAUUUCUUUUUAACUCUUUACUUCGUUGUGUGGCAGCAGGUAGACCGGUUGUUAGCCUCCAGGACUUUUCGAUAGUUCUAAACGAGAACAGACUGUUCUAUUGAACGGAAUUAACGGUGAUUCCUCGAACUAGUUUUCUAUUGAAUGAAGAUCAAACAGAACUUAAUGAAAGCAGUGGAAGCAAAGGAUUAAUUCCAACUAAUAAUUCUCAUAUUAUUCCUACUCCAUAGAAAUUUUCCAAAAAUGGGGACAAGUUCAAUUAUAUUUCUUUGUACUGCUGCGCUUCUCCUGUGUGUACAUGGUAGCAAAUUAACAAGUUCCAAAAAAGAUAAUUCCAAAAAAAUCGUCUGUUAUUUUACAAAUUGGGCUCAGUAUCGACCUAACGAAGGGAAGUAUGUUCCAGAGGACAUAGAACCCAAACUGUGCACCCAUCUGAUAUUUGCUUUUGGUUGGAUGAAAAAGCACAAGAUAUCUUCCUUUGAUUCCACAGAUGAAACUAAGAAUGGAAAGAAAGGAAUGUACGAGAGGUUGGUGGAAAUCAAAAACAAAAAUAAGGAUUUGAAAGUCCUUCUAGCCAUAGGUGGAUGGUCUUUUGGAACUCAGCGUUUCAAAGACAUGGCAUCAAAUCGCUACAACCGUCAACUUUAUGUAUUCAGUGCAAUCAAAUACCUGAGGGACAGGAAUUUUGAUGGUCUUGAUUUGGAUUGGGAAUUCCCCAGAGGACCAGAUGAUAAGAAGAAUUUCGUACUCUUGUUGAAAGAACUUCGUGAAGCAUUUGAAGAGGAAUCCAAAGACAAAAAGUUACCUCGUCUUCUAUUAACAGUUGCUGUUUCGGCUGGUUCCGAAACUAUUCGUUCAGGUUACGACGUACCUGCAGUGGCUGCAUAUUGUGAUUUCAUCAAUAUUAUGUCAUACGAUUUUCAUGGAAAAUGGGAAAGCCAAACCGGUCAUAACAGCCCUCUGUACGCUUUGUCAACAGAAUCGCAAUGGAGAAAACAACUAUGCAUGGAAUUCGGUGUGAAGUUGUGGGAAAAAAUGGGUGCACCUAAAGAGAAGAUAAUUGUUGGUUUGGCAACCUAUGGAAGAAGCUUCUCUCUUCAAAGUCCAGAUAAAAAUGGAAUGAACGUUCCUACUAGUGGGGGUGGAAAGGCUGGUACAUUUUCUCGAGAGGAAGGAUUUUUAGCUUAUUACGAAGUAUGUGACUUCAUUAAAAAAGGAGCAAAGUAUGUGUGGGAUGAUGAACAAAAGGUUCCUUAUGCAUAUUAUGGUGACCAAUGGGUUGGUUUCGAUGAUGAGAAAAGUAUUAGAAUAAAACUUAACUGGAUAAAAGAUAAUGGUUAUGGAGGUGCCAUGGUAUGGACACUUGAUAUGGAUGAUUUCUUAGGAAAUUGCUUAAAUGGACAAAAAUAUCCAUUAAUUGGAGCAAUGGGAGAAGAAUUGUUGGGACAUCCUAAGCGACCUAUUACUGACCUGGAGGCGUUGUCCAUUAAAGUGAGAAAAUCGUUACCUCCUACACCAGCACCCGUUUUGUCUGAAGUCAAUGUAAGAAAAGAUAAAGAUCUUGAUCUCGAUGGACCUGUUGAAAUAAAAGCUGAUCCAGAUGCAACAAAUGCCAGAGUGGCCUGCUACUACACUAGCUGGUCACUGAAACGGCCUGGACAGGGCAAAUUCCAGCCAGAACACAUUGACCCAUUCCUGUGCACUCAUGUCAUCUUUGCAUUUUCCACAAUCAAAAAUGAUACUUUGUCGCCCAUUGACGGAGCAGACACUCCUAAUCCUCCAGCUAAAAAAUCACUUUAUGACAGAAUUUUGGGACUGAAGGAGAAAAAUCCUAAACUUAAAGUGCUGUUGUCUGUUGGAGGUUGGAUAUCUGGCACAGCACCUUUCAAACAGAUAACGAAAUCUGGUUACAGACAAUCCCUUUUCGUUUUCAACGCUAUUGAAUAUUUGCGACAGAAAGGCUUUGACGGACUGGAUAUAGCUUGGGAAUUCCCCAGAGGAGCUGAAGAUAAAGAAAAAUUCUCUAAUCUAAUUAAGGAUCUAUAUGAAGCUUUUGUUGGAGAAGCGAAAGCAGCUGAGAAACCUCGAUUACUGCUUACUGCAGCAGUACCAGCAAGUUUUGAAGCCGUAGCAGCAGGUUAUGAUGUCCAAGAAAUAAAUAAUUAUUUGGAUAUGAUGAAUGUCAUGACGUACGAUUUCCAUGGCAACUGGGAAAGACAAGUUGGACACAACAGCCCGUUAUUUGCUCUCUUUAGUGCCACCAGCUACCAAAAGAAACUCACAGUAGAUUACAGUGCCAAAGAAUGGGUUGAAAAAGGAGCCUCCAAAGAAAAAUUAUUGAUUGGCAUUCCCACCUAUGGAAGAUCUUUCACUUUAAAAAAUACUUCAUUAACAGACAUCGGUGCACCUGCUAUAGAUGGAGGCAAAUCCGGUAACUACACGGGUGAGCCAGGUGUAUUGGCCUUUUUCGAGGUCUGUGAUUUCCUGAAAUCUGGUGCAAUUUUGGUUUGGGACAAUGAACAAAUGGUUCCCUAUGCUUACAAAGGCAACCAAUGGGUAGGCUUUGAUGACCAAAGAAGCUUGAAAACAAAGGUUCAGUGGCUGAAAGAAGCUGGAUAUGGUGGAGUGAUGCUAUGGUCAAUAGAUAUGGAUGACUUUAGAGGAUCGUGCAUGGGCUUGAAAUACCCUCUGAUAAAUACAAUUAAAGAAGAACUUAAGGGAUACAAUAUUGCAAAGCUAGAAGUUCUGAGCAGUAAUAUUUUGAACUCAUUAUUAGAAAAAGAUGAAGUUGUUUGCGAAGAGGAAGAUGGCCAUAUCAGCUACCAUGUGGACAAAAAAGAAUGUGCCAAGUAUUAUAUGUGUGAAGGCAAAAGGAGACAUCACAUGCCUUGUCCUGUCAACUUAGUGUUCAACCCCAAUGAAAAUGUCUGUGAUUGGCCCGAAAAUGUGGACGAUUGUGCUAGUGUAUCAGGUGGUCGAACGGCCUCGUAAAACUAAAACAAAUUUUGCCAACAUA
This is a messenger RNA of Parasteatoda tepidariorum (common house spider), 3300 nucleotides long. NCBI's taxonomy places the organism in Eukaryota, Metazoa, Arthropoda, Arachnida, Araneae, Theridiidae. The record is from RefSeq and is a predicted model, not a curated record.